Molecule: messenger RNA, 528 nt
Organism: Culicoides brevitarsis
Lineage: Eukaryota; Metazoa; Arthropoda; Insecta; Diptera; Ceratopogonidae
Gene: Trmt112
Product: multifunctional methyltransferase subunit TRM112-like protein
Exons: 3
Coding region: 92-466 (124 amino acids)
Biological process (GO): rRNA (guanine-N7)-methylation; peptidyl-glutamine methylation; tRNA methylation
Molecular function (GO): protein heterodimerization activity
Source: RefSeq, a predicted model, not a curated record
UUAACAAGGUAAACAAAAAUCCACAUUGGAACUUAAAAAUUCUCAAAUUUCGUUACAUUUUAACUGCAAAUCCGCAUAAAAUCAACUCAAAAUGAAACUCUUAACUUACAACUUCUUGACGUCGAAAUGCAUUCGCGGUGUUAAAGUUGGAUAUCCAUUAAAACUGCACGUCGAAGAAAAGAAAGAAGUUCAAGCCGAAUUCAAUCCCGAGUUCAUCACAAAAACCCUCCCACGGUUAGAAUGGCCCGCGAUUUAUGCAGCAGCUCAAACUGUAAAUUGCAGUGAAAACCUCCCCCAAUCCAUUGACGAAAACGUGUGCAAAGACCAAGAUUUCCUCAAAAAUGUCCAUCAUGUGCUCUUGGAGAUCGACAUCGUCAAAGGAAAUCUCGAAUGUCCCGAAACCGGCAGACUUUUCCCCAUUUCCGAUGGAAUUCCGAACAUGUUACUGAACGAACAUGAAGUUUAAAGAAUUUUUGCCGCAUUUUUUUAAGUUUAACGCCUAAAAAUAAAAAAAAAUAUUUUUUUUAA